CUCUCUUCCCUAUCUCUGGACCCGCCUCCUGGCCUCUUUUCCCGCCCCUUUCAGCUCCGAACCGGCUUACGUCACAAUGGUGCGAUAUUCGGAUUGGCUGGAGUCAGCCAUCACGCUCCAGCUACGCCACUUCCUUUUCGUGGCACUAUAAAGGGUGCUGCACGGCGCCUGCAUUUCUUCGCCCCUAGGAGCUGGAAAUGCAAUUGUUGGGAUCUUCGGAUGCUGCGGAGCUGGAGGCGGAGGCGGCUGGGGCGGUCCGAGCGAUGUGACCAGGCCGCCAUCGCUGGUCUCUACCUCUCUCCUGCCGCCUCCUGUCUCGAAAAUAACUUUUUUAGUUUAAAGAAAGAAAGAAAAAAGUAGCCGUCCGCCCCUCACGCCCUCCCUUCCUCUCAGCCUUCCGCCCGGUGAGGAAGCCCGGGGUGGCCGCUCUGCCGUCGGGGCCGCGCCGCCGAGCCCCGGCCGCCCCGGGCCGCCCCCGCACGCCGCCCCCAUGCAUCCCUUCUACACCCGGGCCGCCACCAUGAUAGGCGAGAUCGCCGCUGCCGUGUCCUUCAUCUCCAAGUUCCUCCGCACCAAGGGGCUCACGAGCGAGCGACAGCUGCAGACCUUCAGCCAGAGCCUGCAGGAGCUGCUGGCAGAACAUUAUAAACAUCACUGGUUCCCAGAAAAGCCAUGCAAGGGAUCGGGUUACCGUUGUAUUCGCAUCAACCAUAAAAUGGAUCCUCUGAUUGGACAGGCAGCACAGCGGAUUGGACUGAGCAGUCAGGAGCUGUUCAGGCUUCUCCCAAGUGAACUCACACUCUGGGUUGACCCCUAUGAAGUGUCUUACAGAAUUGGAGAGGAUGGCUCCAUCUGUGUGCUGUACGAAGCCUCACCAGCAGGAGGUAGCACUCAGAACAGCACCAACGUGCAAAUGGUAGACAGCCGAAUCAGCUGUAAGGAGGAACUUCUCUUGGGCAGAACGAGCCCUUCCAAAAACUACAAUAUGAUGACUGUAUCAGGUUAAGAUAUAGUCUGUGGAUGGAUCAUCUUAUAAUGAUGGAUAAAUUUGAUUUUUGCUUUGGGUGGGCUCCUCUUGGGGAUGGAUUAUGGAAUUUAAACCAUGUCACAGCUGUGAAGAUCUGGCACAAGAUAGAAUGGUAAAAAAAAAAAAAAUUUUUAAGUGACAGUGCCAUAGUUCGGACAGUACCUUUCAAUAAUUAAUCUUAAUAGCCUGUGAGUCCAAGUGAAUGAUCACUUUAUUUGCUGGGGAGGGAAGUCCUAGGGUGGUUUCAGUUUCUCCCAGACACACCUAAAUUUUGACAUCAGUCUCUUUAAAGAAAAUCUGUAUUUCAAAGAAUCUUUCUCUGCAGUAAAUCUCGCAGAGGAAUUUGCACUAUUACACUUGAGAGUUGUUCAUUGUUAACCUUUUCGGCAGCUCCAUAGGAAAGCUAACGUUGUUUUAAACAUGGUAGUACUGGAAAUUUUACGACAAGACUUUUACCUAGCACUUAAAUAUGUAUAAAUGUACAUAAAGACAAACUAGUAAGCAUGACCUGGGGAAAUGGUCAGACCUUGUAUUGUGUUUUUGGCCUUGGAAGUAGCAAGUGACCAGAAUCUGCUAUGGCAACAGGCUUUAAAAAAAAGACCCUUAAAAAGACACUGUCUCAACUGUGGUGUUAGCACCAGCCAGCUCUCUGUACAUUUGCUAGCUUGUAGUUUUCUAAGACUGAGUAAACUUCUUAUUUUUAGAAAGUGGAGGUCUGGUUUGUAACUUUCCUUGUACUUAAUUGGGUAAAAGUCUUUUCCACAAACCACCAUCUAUUUUGUGAACUUUGUUAGUCAUCUUUUAUUUGGUAAAUUAUGAACUGGUGUAAAUUUGUACAGUUCAUGUAUAUUGAUUGUGGCAAAGUUGUACAGAUUUCUAUAUUUUGGAUGAGAAAUUUUUCUUCUCUCUAUAAUAAAUUGUUUCUUAUCUUGGCAUUUUAA
Symphalangus syndactylus (siamang) is the source of this 1968-nucleotide messenger RNA. It is a transcript of the gene BTG1, whose product is annotated as BTG anti-proliferation factor 1. Gene Ontology annotation, cellular component: nucleus; cytoplasm. Gene Ontology annotation, biological process: negative regulation of cell population proliferation. Lineage: Eukaryota; Metazoa; Chordata; Mammalia; Primates; Hylobatidae. The record is from RefSeq and is a predicted model, not a curated record.